AAAUAACACAAGAAAACGUUACAAUUAAAAUCAAUUAGUUCUAAACCCUCUACUAGACACAAAAACAUUUAAGUUGAAGGUUGUUUUUUACGAAUAAUGGGCAUUAGGUAGAAUAUUAUUAGGUAAAAUAUUAUUGAAAAAGUGGUGUAAAGUUAUAGAGCCGAAUAGAACUCUAGCACAGGCUUUUGAAGCUGUGAGUGACGUUUUAGUGGCCGAUGGUUGAUGGAAAUAAAACUUCGAAAAUGGCCUAUGCAAAAUGACCUCGAGAAAGUGGCCUGAGAGGAGAUUAUGUGCCAGGUACUUCGUUUCUCAAGUCUGUAAAUGUGGGGCGAUGGAAUCAAACCUAAAUACGGAAGAUGGCGCAAAUGUGCGGAUUUCCUAGUUGCUAUGCCAACAAUUACGCUUCUACCUAGCAAGAGUUGGCGAAUAAUAACAUUUUUCUAACCGGUUUAGAGCGUUGUUUAGUCAUCAGUGAAUGGAAGGUCCUUGGUGAGUUAUCUAUGUGUUGUUCUUGACGACAUGGCAAGUGACAGCAUUCAACCUACCAUUGAAUCUGCAAGACGAAUUCAUUCUCAUAUAUCGGGGAAGCUUCAUAAAGGUCAUGGAAUUGCAGCAGCAUCAGCUUCAAUUCCGAGUAAAUACCAAACUAUCGUGACUGACAACUCAGAUAAGAAGGGGUUCAAUUCAAGAGCAAAAAGAUUCAGCUCAGAUUAUUAUGUGACAGACGCCCCAGGCCCUGGUAAUUAUCAAUGCAGACAUGAUGCAAUUGAAAAAUUUUCAACAUCUUUCUCAAAAAAAGGAACUGGAACAUUUGCAUCCAAGACAAGGCAUCGGACACUCCAGCACAUGGAUGCCACACCAGGUGCAGGUUCUUAUGAAGUUCCAUCAUACUUGCUUUCCAGAAAAGAUUUCAACAAAGCAAAUUCCAGUUCUUUUCACUUGCCAAUAGCAAUAAAAAAGGAUAAUAUGUUAAUAAGCAGAAGUGAUGCACCGGCACCAAAUGUCUAUACGAUUAAGGACUAUUCAUCUGCGAAAAACACAGCAAUAGCAGCUGAGGCUGCUUUUAAAUCAAGAACAAAGCGUCAAUCAAUACAAACAGGAAACACCAGGAUACCUUCACCGAGUCACUACAAUGUACAAGACACCAUAUUAAAACCAGGAACAAAAGCUCCAGUUUCAUGCUUCAGAUCAACAACACAACGAAAUUUAAAUGAACAUAUUUCUAAAGUUCCUGGACCAGGAACAUACAAACCAUUUCAAUCUGUAACACCACCAGAUAAAUUGAUUUUACCGAGGAAGCAUUAUCUCUGCAUAAGUGCACCUGCGAUGCCAUUGCCAGCACCAGUUGAAAAUCCAGGACCAGGCGCAUAUGAACUUGUUGACUAUGAAGGGCCACCAAAACAUUAUAUGUCUUCCAGUGCUUUUGUCUCUAACACAUCACGGUGGUCUUUCGGACAAUUACAGACUAAAGAAAACCCUGGCCCAGCCACAUAUCGUCCAGAAAGAGUCGGAAAACAAAGUUUUAUAUACAAUGCAAACAAUCGCUGGAUACCUUUAUAGUGUUUUUUAUUCAUUUUUUAUCAGAAUGGAAUAGGUUUCAGAUUUUAACUAUAUACAAUUCUUGUUCAGAUUUUUCAUCCUAGCAAAUGAAGCUUACUGUAACAGUGUCAUUUUUUUUUAAAUAAAAUUGCAAUUUAUAGUAUAUUAUGGUAUUACCACGAAAGCACAUGUAUGAUUUUUUUCGUUUCAACAUUCAGA
Styela clava is the source of this 1758-nucleotide messenger RNA. RefSeq names its product O(6)-methylguanine-induced apoptosis 2-like. Gene Ontology annotation, molecular function: histone binding; chromatin binding. Gene Ontology annotation, biological process: epigenetic programing of male pronucleus. Lineage: Eukaryota; Metazoa; Chordata; Ascidiacea; Stolidobranchia; Styelidae. Gene Ontology annotation, cellular component: male pronucleus; germinal vesicle; female pronucleus. The record is from RefSeq and is a predicted model, not a curated record.